Messenger RNA from Loxodonta africana (African savanna elephant), 3152 nucleotides. It is a transcript of the gene LOXL4, whose product is annotated as lysyl oxidase like 4. The transcript has 15 exons. Gene Ontology annotation, biological process: peptidyl-lysine oxidation; collagen fibril organization. Bases 100 to 2370 code for a protein of 756 amino acids. Gene Ontology annotation, molecular function: protein-lysine 6-oxidase activity; copper ion binding. The record is from RefSeq and is a predicted model, not a curated record. NCBI's taxonomy places the organism in Eukaryota, Metazoa, Chordata, Mammalia, Proboscidea, Elephantidae. Gene Ontology annotation, cellular component: membrane.
UCCAAGCCGGACCCAGCCUGGACUGUCCGCGCUCCGGUUGGUGAGCUCCCGCCUGGCCUGGCCCCAGGUGCCUUGGCCCCAGCUGCCCUUGAAGUCGCCAUGAUGUGGUUCCCACCAGCUGUCCUCUCCCUGAUCCUGCUGCUGCUGGGCCAGGUUGCUCCAAGCAGGCCACAGUCAUUGGGCACCAUUAAGCUACGGCUGGUGGGCCCAGGGAGCAGACCAGAGGAGGGCCGCCUGGAGGUGCUAUACCAGGGCCAGUGGGGCACCGUGUGUGAUGACAACUUUGCCCUCCAGGAGGCCACAGUGGCCUGCCGCCAGCUGGGCUUUGAGAAUGCCUUGACCUGGGCCCACAGUGCCAAAUAUGGCCAAGGGGAGGGCCCCAUCUGGCUGGACAAUGUGCGCUGUGUGGGCACGGAGAGUUCCCUGGACCAGUGCACAUCUAACGGCUGGGGCGUCAGUGACUGCAGCCACACAGAAGACAUUGGCGUGGUAUGCCAGCCCCAGCGCCAGCAUGGCUAUCUUUCUGAGAAGGUCUCCAAUGCCCUUGGACCCCAGGUCCAGCGGCUGGAGGAGGUGCGGCUCAAGCCCAUCCUUGCCAGUGCCAAGCGGCAGAUCCCAGUGACUGAGGGGGUCGUGGAGGUGAAGUACGAAGGACACUGGCGGCAGGUGUGUGACCAGGGCUGGACCAUGAACAACAGCAGGGUGGUGUGUGGAAUGCUGGGCUUCCCAAGCCAACAGCCUGUCAACAGCCCCUACUACAGGAAGGCCUGGAAUUUGAAGAUGAUGGAUCCCAAGUCUAGGCUGAAGAGCCUGACUAAGAAGAAUUCCUUCUGGAUCCACCGUGUCACCUGCUUGGGGACAGAGCCCCACAUGGCCAGCUGCCAGGUGCAGGUAUCUCCGGCCCGGGGCAAGCUGCAGCCGGCAUGUCCAGGGGGCAUGCAUGCUGUGGUCAACUGUGUGGCAGGGCCCCGCUUCCGCCCACCCAAGGCAAAGCCACGGAGCAAGGAUGCCUGGGCAGAGGAGCCAAAGGUGCGCCUCCGCUCUGGGGCCCAGGUGGGCGAGGGCCGGGUAGAAGUUCUCAUGCACCGUCAGUGGGGCACUGUCUGUGACCACAAGUGGAACCUCAUCUCCGCUAGCGUCGUGUGUCGUCAGCUUGGCUUUGGCUCUGCUCGGAAGGUCCUUUUUGGGGCCCAGCUGGGCCAAGGGCUGGGGCCCAUCCACCUGAGUGAGGUGCGCUGCCAGGGGUAUGAGCGGAACCUCAGUGACUGCCCUGCCCUGGAAGGGUCCCAGAAUGGUUGUCAACACCGAAAUGACGCUGCUGUCAGGUGCAACAUCCCUAACAUGGGCUUCCAGAAUCAGGUGCGCUUAGCUGGUGGGCGCAACGCUGAGGAGGGUGUGGUGGAGGUGCAGGUGGAAGUGAAUGGGAUCCAGCGCUGGGGGGCUGUGUGCAGUGACCACUGGGGGCUCACCGAAGCCAUGGUGACCUGCCGACAGCUCGGGCUGGGUUUUGCCAGCCACGCCAUCAAGGACACCUGGUACUGGCAGGGGACGCCAGGGGCUGGAGAUGUGGUGCUGAGCGGGGUGCGCUGCUCCGGUACGGAGCUGGCCCUGCAGCAGUGUCAGAGGCACGGGCCGGUGCACUGCUCCCAUGGCGCAGGGCGCUUCUCAGCUGGAGUCUCCUGCACAAACAGUGCUCCAGACCUAGUGAUGAACGCCCAGCUAGUGCAGGAGACGGCCUACUUGGAGGACCGGCCGCUCAGCCAGCUGUACUGUGCCCACGAGGAGAACUGCCUCUCCAAGUCUGCAGACCUCAUGGACUGGCCCUACGGACACCGGCGCCUACUGCGCUUCUCCUCACAGAUCUACAACCUGGGCCGGGCUGACUUCCGCCCCAAGACAGGACGCCACAGCUGGAUUUGGCACCAGUGUCACAUGCACUACCACAGCAUUGAGGUCUUCACCCACUACGACCUACUCACUCUCAAUGGCUCGAAGGUGGCUGAGGGGCAUAAGGCUAGCUUCUGUCUAGAGGACACAAGUUGCCCCACAGGACUGCAGCGGCGCUAUGCGUGUGCCAACUUUGGGGAGCAGGGAGUGACUGUAGGUUGCUGGGAUACCUACCGGCAUGACAUUGACUGCCAAUGGGUGGAUAUCACCGAUGUGGGCCCUGGGGACUAUAUAUUCCAGGUGGUUGUGAACCCCAAGAAUGAGGUGGCAGAGUCAGACUUCUCCAACAACAUGAUGCAGUGUUGCUGCAAGUAUGACGGGCACCGGAUCUGGCUGCACAACUGCCACACAGGGGAUUCAUACCAAGCCAAUGCUGAGCUCUCCCUGGAGCAGGAGCAGCGUCUCAGGAACAACCUCAUCUGAAGCCAUCACCACACUCCCAGCUGCUGCCUACACACCAGAUACCUCAGCUUACUGGAGCCAUGCCCUUACAGAGCCCUAACUCAGAGGGAAAGGGGCCAGUGCCAAGGGGCACCAAGAACCUGCUCAGGAAGCCUUUUGAAGGUGGUAUCACCAGACCAGAUGGUACUGCUCCCUCAGGAUGGUGCUGGGUCUAUCCCCUAAGGGCCUUUGGCUUCCAGACUUUUUCAAUGAGCUCCCUUCCAUAAGGAGACCCAAACUUUCCUGGAUUUUGCUUCAGAGUUCCCUGCUUCAGAAGCUCUCAGUUCCUUAGGGAUGGACUGUGGACCAGGCCCCCACCUAAAUGGUGCUUUGCAAAUGUCCUGGAGGUAGAGAAGACAAAGGACCAAAAUACACAGGAGGUGGGGGCCAGUUCUCCACUAGGAACUCAGUGCAACACAGCUUGUACGAAAGUCACAAGUGGCGGAAAAGUUGGUAAAUUCAGUCUCUUGCUUUAUCUGUCCUCAUUUAGAACUUAUCCCUCAUACUCUGCUAAACAUCUGUUCGUUAGGGUUUUUGUAUUUUACUCUACCACCCAUGUAGGGGUUUCUAAUAUCCCUGGAAGCUAAGGCCUCAGGCAUCCCCUUAUCUCCUAAUGCGGCUGUACCAUCAGUUACUGAGUGCUCAAGAAGGGACAAGUUUCACAUAGGUGGCCAGGUCAGGACUUCCUGCCGAGCAGCGAGAAGACCAAGCAGAAAGACUGCUGCAGUAAUAUGGACCCCAGUUCCUGCCAGGCCUCUGCCAAG